This is a messenger RNA of Capronia coronata CBS 617.96, 2001 nucleotides long. RefSeq lists its product as uncharacterized. The record is from RefSeq and is a predicted model, not a curated record. The coding region runs from base 1 to 2001 and encodes 666 amino acids. NCBI's taxonomy places the organism in Eukaryota, Fungi, Ascomycota, Eurotiomycetes, Chaetothyriales, Herpotrichiellaceae. The transcript is spliced from 4 exons.
AUGUCUCCAAGUAUAGACGUCGCCGAGAGCCAAGGGGAUUUGGUUCCCCUCUGCUCCAUCAUCACUCCUAUUGGCAUGCUAGGUUAUGGCUUCGAUGAAGCACUCACGGAUGAGGCUCUUGCCGAACUCACCCAGGGACCAGCCCCAGUGGCUCUGAUCAUGGACUCUGGCUCGACCGACUCGGGACCAGCCAAACUGGCACUGGGCGUCAUGACUUGUCCGCGGUCUUCGUAUCAGCGUGACCUCGAGAAGCUGUUGAAGUUGGCCCACAAGUACAACGUGCCCAUCAUGAUCGGUUCGGCUGGCGGAGAUGGUGCUGGAGAACACGUGGACGAGUUCUUGGAUAUUAUCAAGGACAUUAUAGAUGGUCCAGAGGGCAGCCAUUACAAAACCAAGGUCGUAGCUCUGUAUUCGGACAUCCCGAAAGAGUUGGUUAAAGAACGCCUUGGAACCGGCAAGAUCAAGGGCUGUGGUCCACCUGUACCAACAUUGACCGAGGAGAAUAUAGACGCAGCGCCCCGGAUUGUUGCACAAAUGGGAGUCGAGCCAUAUCUCGACGCCAUGUACGCGUCGCCCGACUUCAACAUCAUGGUCGGCGGGCGUGCCUAUGAUCCAGCUCCUUAUGUCGCCUUUGCCGCAUACCAUGCCAUGGGCUCGCAACAGUUGCCCUUGGACACGCUUGGAGCCGAGAAACUCGGAGCUUUUUUCCACUUGGGCAAGAUCCUCGAGUGUGGUGGGAUAUGUGCCACGCCCAAGAGCAGGUCCGCAUAUGGGACGAUCUACGUCGACGGGUCGUUCAAAAUCACUCCACUCGAGAAGGGGGCGAGAUGCACGCCGCUCACCGUCGCCGCCCACACGCUGUACGAAAAGACUCGGCCAGACCUGCUCGAGGGUCCAGGCGGCACCCUCGACCUGACCCAAACCACAUACGCGGCUUUGCCGGACGGCAAAUCGGUGCUGGCUCGAGGGGCCCUUUUCCACUCUACCGCAGUCGAAGGGAUACCGUACACGAUCAAACUCGAGGCUGCAAAGACACGUGGCUACCGGUCGCUCUUCAUGGGUCACAUGGGAGAUCCCGUUCUGACGGGCCAGAUCGACAGCUUUCUGGCCAGAGUGCAGGAGUAUGUCAAAUCGCAGCAUCGACAUGUCACAGAGGAGUGGGAGCUCGGGAUGCACAAAUACGGCGCUCUUUCGCCGCCAGGCCAGAUCUUCGUGGUCGGAGAGGCGUUGGCGACGAACCAGAAGCUCGCCACCAGCGUGGCAUCGGCGGCGAGAAUCGCUUGCACUCACGGCUCUUAUCCCGGUCAGAAGCAAACCUCGGGCUCUCUCGGGUUCGGAAUAGGAGGUAAGCUCGAGCUCGAGACAGGGCCGUGUGCUGAGUUCUGCAUAUACCACGUCAUGGACCUCCAGCCGGGCGAGGAGCGUGGCAGAAAGAUUGGCGACGGGGAUCAACCCAACAGACCAUCCGCACCGCUAUUCCCGUGGCAGACUUUACAAGUUGGUGAGGUCGACGCCCCGCCGCCAAAGAAGACGGUUUCAGAGGAUGCUCCGCAGGUCCAGAAGGUCAAUGGAGUCGUCCAGUCGAGCACCGUGACGUCGAACGGACUUAAACAAUCUUCUGGCUCUCAAGUCGGACACCAAUUCACAACUAUUGGGGAGGUCGCACAAGUCGUCCGUUCCAAGAACGCAGGCCCGUUCGAGAUCACGCUCGACCUCAUAUUCGAGUCGCCCCAGGUCUAUCAGACCGUCAAGCGUUCCGGCUUCCUCACCGAGGAGACGGUCGCAUCUCUGUAUUCGCUUCGCGUCGAAGAAAUCAUCUUCUGCGGCUUCUUCGACCAGGCACUGGCUUGGAAGGCAACCAUUCCGAGGAUGACUGACGGCAAGUACUCCACCAGCGGGUCAUUCCUUGACGAUGACUAUCAUGGCUCUCAGAAGUACAGCCCUCUAAUGAAUCUGAAGUUGCCAUCUGCGCUGGCGGAAGAGCUGGGCAAUAUGGCGUAA